Chlamydomonas reinhardtii is the source of this 7535-nucleotide messenger RNA. RefSeq lists its product as uncharacterized. Lineage: Eukaryota; Viridiplantae; Chlorophyta; Chlorophyceae; Chlamydomonadales; Chlamydomonadaceae. Gene Ontology annotation, cellular component: signaling receptor complex. The record is from RefSeq and is a predicted model, not a curated record. Bases 253 to 7053 code for a protein of 2266 amino acids. Gene Ontology annotation, biological process: cell surface receptor protein tyrosine kinase signaling pathway; multicellular organism development; positive regulation of kinase activity. Gene Ontology annotation, molecular function: ATP binding; transmembrane receptor protein tyrosine kinase activity. The transcript has 17 exons.
GAAGCGCGUUCCCUCCAGUGCAAACCAGCAACUUUCGUCUGCUCUCAUAUUUGGAUAGCUCAGCCGCAUCUCACGGCUCCAUAGAUCGUGACCCGCUACAUCUAUUCACGCCCUGGCUGCAACCUGCGCCUGCAAGCAACUUCUGCUCGCCCACCGGUGGCCCACUCCUGCGCCGCUCUACUGCUAUCGCCCCAACAGCUCACCGGAGCUAAUCUCAACAAUUACGAAACGCCGAGCCGCAUGGCGCCUUCCAUGGCGAGGCGGAAACGCAAGGGCGCCCGUCGCGCGGGAAAUCAGUUGCUCCCCCCGAGCAGCAGCUCUGCCGGUGUGACACCUGUGCUCCUGCUCAUGGCCGCGGCCGCGCUGCUACUGGCGCCGACGGGCCUCAACGCGCGCUCCCUGACUCCCAGCAGUGCCUCUGCUACAGCGGGCCCUGCGGGCGCCUCCACCAUCCUCGGCGCCGCUUCUCCCGCCACAGCUGUUGCUACGGCUGCUGCUGCGGACACUGCUGCUAGCGGCGCGUCAACGCGCCCUGCAGCGACAGCGGCACAGCGUCGCUCAGCGCUCGAUUCAACCCCCUCGACUUCUACUCCUUUCGCGGCCGCCGGCACUCCUGAAGCCUCAGCAAUACCUUCAAGCAGCGGCACCGGCGCCUCGUCAACGCGCGAUUCGGACUUCAGCCCGGCGCACCUUCGUGUGGUGACUAGCGAAGUGGAGUUCCGGGCCGCGCUGGCCGAUCCCGGAGUCAACACCAUCUGGGUCAACGGCUCCUUGACGCUCACGCAGGCGUACUGGCGGACUGUUCCCACCGUGGAGGUCCAGCGACCACUCAUCAUUGAACCCUCGCCCGACUCGCCGCCGCUGCCCGUGUUCGACUUCGCCUACGUAAGCGGCAAGGCACGCAUCGCCGGUUGCGUGCCGCUACCCAUCAUAUUCCCCGUCGCCGACAAGCUACCCACCAACUCCGGCGUUGCAACUGCCACUGACGCUGGUGCGGGUGCGGGUACUGGCAGCGGGGCGCGCGGCACUGCCGGCGCGGCGCCGCCCGCUGCCGUCGGCGGUGCUCCUGCCGCCACUGGCAAGGCAACUGCCAGCACCCUUUUCACUGAAGCCGCGGCUGCUGCUGCUACUGCUGCGGCCGCUGCUGCUGCCGCUGCCACUGCCAGUGCUACUUCCACGCCUUCGUCGGCCCCACACACCACCGCGAUUCGCACGCUCCUGGCGGCGGCCGGCAGCAGUCCCACGACCUCGACCCACAUCGCCGCAAUCAUGGGCAUCGCCCCACCCGAGGUCAGCAACCCAGCUGCCGCCACCUCCACGCCCGUCGCCACCAUAACGCCCGUCGCCACCUCCACGCCCGCCGCUACAGCUGCGAACGCUCCUACGCAGCAGCAACAGCCGCCGCCGCUGCAGCAGGCGCCGCAGCAGGCGCCGCAGCAGCAGCAGGCGGACCCGCAGGCGCCUCCGCCCCAGCAGCACUUCCCCGCCUCCACCUGGGGUCUUGACACCCCACUGGACCCGCGUGGGCCGCUUGUCAUUGUGCGCGGCUUCGAGCUGCAACACGUGCAGGUCCGCGUGUCGUUCGGCUUCUUCGUGUCGCCCGACAACUGCGAGCUGAGGGUGGAGAACUGCGUCAACCACCUGGAGGUUUCCAUGCCCGAGAGCUUCGGCAUGCGCUACUGGGCCGCCGCCCCCCGGCCCGGGCUGUACGGCGCGCACGGCUGGCCGCAGCUGUUUCAGUACCUGGCCUCCUGGUGCUACCCAAACAACCUGACGCGCUGCUACCGCACCGCCACGCACCUGGCCGAUGUGGCGCUCAUCAACCCCCUGACUCAGGACAACGGAGGCUACGUGCUGCACUACCUGCACUCCUUCUCGCACGGUGACGUGGUUAUGGACGAGGAGUGCGUCAAGUUCCUCAGCUACCCCGAGUGCGUCCAGCGCGCACUCGCCAAGCUGCACGGCGUCCCCAUCACACCCCUGCCCGGCAGCAGCAGCGCAGCUAACGUCACCACCAACAAUAACAACGCGGAUGCCGCAGCCGCACCGGCAGCUAGCAAUGUCGACAGCAGUAGCAGCGGCAGCGCCCCUGACGGCAGUAGCACCAGCAGCAGUGGUGCAGCGGACGCGCCCGGCCCCGACCCCCGCACCGAGGACUCUGAAUCAGGCAACACCAACACCAACACCGCCGUGCUCGGCAGCGCGCCCGGCGCCGCCACCUCCGACGCCACUUCCCCCGGCGGCACCGCUCCCGACGGCGCCGCGCCCAUGCCUGCUUCAGAGGAGGAGGAGGCGGCGGCGGCGGCAGCCAAGGUGGCGGCGGACCAGGCGCGCAAGCGGCGGGUGCACCGGCGCCUGGAGUGGAUGCUGCCCAUGCUGCUGCCCCUGGUGCUGGUGCUGGUGCUGGUUGCCCGCUGCCUGUGGAUGAGCCACCGCCGCCGCCGCGCCGACUUCGCCGUCUCCGUCUACGACGACGGCCCCGUGGCCGCUGACGCCGACGCCAAUGGCGGCCGCGCACAGCCGCUGACUACCUCUCGCUCUGCAGACGACGGCGGCAGUGACGGCCCGGAGGGCGGCGGCGGCGGCGGGCGUAUAUUCGACCGGAGCAACGGCGGCAACGGCGAUCCCACCCUGUUCGGUCGCCUGUUUGGCAACGGCCACCGCAACCACCGCAACCACAAUGGCGCCAACCGCAACGGCUCCUCACGCGCCCUCCUGGACGGCGGGCACGGCGGCGCCGCCAUCACCUCCACCUACGCGGCGGCGGCCGCCGCCACCCAGGCACCGCCGGCGGCCGACGGCGUUGUUGCUGCGCCCAUCUGCGGCACUGGCACGAGUGUGGCGCUGCCGGCCACGGCGCCUGGCGGGCUGCUGCGUGGACCCGACGGCAUCCGGCUGGGGGGCCUGUUGGGCCGCGGCGCCUUUGGCAGCGUGUUCGAGGGCUGGUGGCGCGGCCGCCGUGUCGCCGUCAAGGUCAUCGCCACCACCUGCCGCGCAGACGAGAUCAAGGUGCAGCGCGAGGCUCGGCUGGCCGCCUCCCUGGCGCACCCCAACCUGGUCGCGCUGCUCAGCUGCACCACAGCCGCUACCAGCAGCGGCACGCACACCGCUUCCGCCGCCACCGCUGCCACCAGCAACAACCUCAGCACCGCGACCACCACGCCUGCUGCCGGCCCAACGCCCGCCAAGACCGCUCCCACCCCCCGGACGACCGGCUCUGCCGCCGCGUCGGUCUCGGCCUCCGCCUGCGCCUCCUUUGUCGCGCCCUCCUCAUCCCGCGGGGGCAGCAGCACCCACGCCAGCAGCAGUGCGCGCGUCACGCCGCGCGACCACCACUCCCGCGACGACACCAACGCCACGAACACGGGCGCCGCCAACACCCACAGCGGCGGCGCCCGCAAGGGCACCGGUGGCGCCGGCGGCGCCCGCAACGCCCCCAGGAGCCUCACACCGCUGCGGCUGUUGUUCCGGACCAUGUUCAGCACCACCAGCCGCAAGGAUGAGGCCACUGCUGGCGCCGCUGCUGCUGCUGCUGAUGAUGAUGACCUGGAGCAGCAGCAGCAGCAGCAGCAGCCCAGCACGGCAGCUGUCGCUGCAGUGACCGCUGUCCCCCUCCCAGCGGUGGCCGUGUCAUCUCCCAGCCUGCGGCCCGCGCACAUGAUGGAAACUACUGGCACCGCCGACUCCCUGCGGCAGCGGCACCAGCACCACGAGCAGCAGGUGGGGCCGCGCCCCAAGCCCGCGUCGGCCUUUGCCUCCGCCUUCGCGAUCGGUGCCUCCGCCGCCAGCAGCAGCGCCGCCGGCAACACAUGCGGCUCUGCGGUGGAGCUGGUGGCCACCACCGCCACCUCCGGCGGCACCGCCACCGGCAACACCGGCAACACCGGCAACACCACCGGCACCAGCACCACCACUCCUGCCGCACGUCAGCGCCGUCCCGCCGAGGACCCGCGUUCGCCCUCGCUGCCCCGCUCGCCCUGCUCCCCGCCGGCCACUACCGCCAACACCAACGCACAGCCGCAGCGUCUGACGGGCGCUGCCGCCGGCGGCGGCAUCAGCUUUGCCUCCACGCCGACGUCGGUGGGCAGCAGCGAGGCGCGGGACACGUUUGACGCCAACGCGCCGCCGCUGCCGCUGAGCGCCGCACCCUCCUGCAGCAUGUCCGCGUCCCUGGCCGUGCCCGCCGGGACCCUCCACGGCACUCCGCGGCCCCCCAUUUCCUCCGCCUGCUCCAACAUCCUCACCGCCACCCUCUCCACCCGGACCUCCAACGCCGCCCACACCCUCACCGGCGUCAACUCUCUGACCACGCCCGCCGCCACUCCCACCCGCCGCUCGCUCUUCGCCUUCGGCAGCGGCGCCAGUGGCACCGCCACCGCCGCCACGGCCCGGCCGGGCACGCCCGUUACCCCCAAUGCCGCCACUCACGCCAGCGAGUCUGCUACCGCUGCGUUCGGCGCCGCUGCUUUUGGCGCCGCUGCUGCCGGUGCUGCUGCCGAUGCCGCCGCCAGCGGCACCCAUGCGGACUUGGCACCAUGCAUGGUGCUGACGUCACCGCGCCGCGGCCACGCCACCGCGCGCUCCCUGGUGCACCGUCGCGGCUCGCCAGUCAAGCCGCCGGCGACCGCGCGCGGCGGCGGCGCCAGCAGCCCCACCAAGACCGCCGCCGCCACGACCACUGCCGCCGCCCUCCGCCAGCACCAGUCUUACCAGGUGCACUCCGGCGCUGCUGCUGUGGCCACGCCCCGCGAGCACGGCGCGGCAGCACACUCACAGACCGGCCUGUCCGGCGGCGGCUUCACCUCUUCUGCCCUGGCCACCACCGCCGUCCCCGCACCGGCGCUGGCGGGCCUCCUGGAUGCCUGUGCCUCCGGCGGCGACGCCUCAUCAGCCGCCCUGACCACCGCUGGCCCCGACGCUGCCAUCACCACAACCACCAUUGACAACAACAACAUCAACAGUGCCAACACGGCGGCGCCCAGUGAGACGUGGCUGGUGAUGGAGCUGUGUGACGGCGGCUCUCUGGCGGCGGCGGCGGCGCGCGGCGAGUUCGUGCGCCGCCCUGCAGUCGCUCCGGCGCGGCAACAGCAGCCGGAGGCUGCUGGCGUCACAGGCACCGAUGGCCCACAGCUGGAUAUGGUGGGCGUGCUGGCUGUGGCACGCGACAUUGCCCGCGGCCUGUCACACCUGCAUGCCAAGGGCAUCGUCCACGGCGACAUGAAGAUGGAGAACGUCAUGCUCUGCCGCAACGCCGCCGCCGCCGGCCGCAGCCGCACCGCCGCCCGCACGCCCUCAGCCUCAGCCUACGCCUUCAAGGCCGCCGCCGCGGGCGGCGGCGAGAGCGCCGCCGCGGGCGGCAACUCCUGGUGGCCCUUCGCCGUGGGCGGCGGUGCGGGGGUGGCCUCCGUGUACGCCAACCCCGUGGCGGCAGUGGGCACUCCGGCCGCCAGCAGCCCGGCCGCCUCGGGCGCCCUGUUCGGCGGCGCCGGCGCCUCCAGCAUCAACGGCGACGGCGGCAUUGACGCGUUCCGCUACACAGCCAAGGUCGGCGACUUCGGGCUGAGCCGCGCGCUGGAUAGCGGCCGCAGCCACCUGCAGCGCACCGCGGGCUGCGUGGCGGGCUCCCUCAGCCACCUGGCUCCGGAGGCGCUGCUGCGCGGCGAGAUGCGGCGCGAGGGCGACGUGUACGCGUUCGGCGUGCUACUGUGGGAGCUGUGCAGCGGCGUGCGCGCCUACCGCGGCCUGAGCAGCGGCGAGGUGGUGCAGGGCGUGCUGCUGCGGGGCCUGCGCCCGCACACCGCUGCCGCCGCCGCGACCGCGGCGGCCUUGGCCUCCUCCGGCACCGCCGGAGCCGCUGCCAAGACGCUGUGCCGGCUCUCCGCCAGCCGCACCACUGCUGCCACUGCUGCUCCGGUGCCGGUGUCGGUGCCUGAGCCGCUGAUGGAGCUGAUGGAGCUCUGCUGGGCUGCGGAGCCGGAGGAGCGGCCCACCUUUGAGGACGUGCUUUACCACAUCGACUGCCUGGUGAUGAGCGUGGGCGUCAUGAUGAAAACGGUGGCGACAGCCGCCGCCGAGGCCCCCGCCUCUGGUCCGGCCGCCGCAGCUGCCGGCAGCGAGCCGCAGGAGCACCAGCCCACAACUCCCGCCACGAGCGAUGAGCAGGAGCCGCAGCAGCCGCUGCAGCCGCAGCUGGACAGAAGCUCCGCAGUCGCGCCCGUGGCGGCUGUGUCCGCGGCGGCGGCGCCCGCCGCACGUGCCGCGGCGGGCGGCUGGGCCGCAGCGCUGCAGGCGAACAAGACCGCGGCCGUCGCGGUCGCCUGCUCCGUCACCUCGGACGGCAGCCGCGCCGGCGUCGGCUCGGUGCUUCCCCUGGGCCGCUGCAAGAGCACAGCCUCCGCCGCCUUCGCAACCACUGGCACUGCCGCACCCACCAUCCCUGUGGCCCACGCGCGCACCAGCAGUGCGCCUGUGUGUCUCGAACUGGCCACCGGCGCCGGCAACACCACCGCGGCGGUGGCAGCGAUGCCUCAUCUGCGGCCCAGCAGCAGCGCCGUUAGCUAUGGAUCGCCCUCCUCCCACGCGCACCCGGCGCAGCCGCCCCCGUCGGUGGCGUCGGCGUACAGCGCGUGCAGCCCGCAGCGCCGCAUGGCGCUGGUGGACUGGGAUUCGUUCGAGUUGACCAGCGCCCUCAUGACCAUAGCGGAGAGCCAGCAGCAGCACGGGCACGACUUCGCCGCCCAGGACGCUGCCCACGUGCAGGGCUUCGGAGACUCGCAGCAGCAGGGAGUCCACCGCGACCAGCAACAGCAGCAGCAGCAGCAGCAGCAGCAACAGCAGCAGCCGCGGCGCCAGCACUCGGGCAGCAGCGUCGUGGUCGCCUACGACCCACUGGGUCUGCAGGAGGACGAUGACGUGGAGUAUGACACGCAGAUGACACUGGUGCCGCCGCCGAAUGCCAGCCUCCUGCAGCAGCGCCAUGCGGAGCAGGGCGGGCAUGCGCCCCGGGCGCGGCCGCUUGGAGCCGAGGCUGCGUAUGGUGCGGGCGCGGUUUGAAGAUGAGGGGUUAAGGCGGCGUGCAGGGGAGUUUGGGGCGUGGUUUGGAGGCAUUCAGACCGUGAGGUGCAUUAGAUUCACUUCGUACUCGGCACGUGUACACUUCGGUACUACUACCCCAAGGCUUAGAAUAAAUGCGGCAUCCGUCCAGGAUGCCUGGCGGUGUUGGCGCGCCUGAUCUGCAUGCGUCACAAAUGCUCAACAAAGUGCAAACUGCAUAUUGCUGAAAUGGGCAUUAGUGCAUUGCCGUGUGAGAAGCCCCGUGGAGUUUGGCAGGAAGAGGCAGCCUGUAUGGCGUAUGCAUAGAGACGCUGUGGCCUCACAAGGGCUGGCAUUUCGGCCAGGUACUACCUGAGAAAUGCCUGAAUAAAGUGUGCGCAUGUGUGUGUGGGUGGUUCUGGAGUGUACGUGCUACGGGGUGUGGGAUGCGGAGGCCAUUAAGCCGCGUGUGUACCGGUACUAAGGUGUAAACGGCAGGACUU